AUGGUUAUGUGCUUGGACCUUUCUAUUGGCCUGUUUUGGUGGAGCAAUCGAAAGUUUGUCCCACCCAGCGGAAGCACAUUUGCACGGUCAACGCCUCAAGCCAGCUCAAAUAACAACAAAAACUGCAAACACAGGCAUUCAGUAGUAAGAAAUAAUUCAAGGAUACAGACGAACAGCAAAUUCAAACCUCGAACAGAUUCUCGUGCCUCAAAUCCAUCAACACGUCACUUCACAGAUCGUAACCUUAAUCCGAUGGCUCAAAAAUUUGGGAAAUGUGAGUCUUGUGGACAAAACCAUUCCAGAUAUUCAUGCCCCCACAGACGAGCGAAGUGUUUUAUCUGCUGUAAAACAGGACACAUUCAACUUAUCUGUAAGUAUAAAAAAGUGUGUCACUUAACUUCUGACCAUAAUACUGACGUGAAGGCAGCAUUUGAAAAUAUUUCUACUCUUUCUCCAUCUUUUUUGUCCCAAAAUUCGUCACACGCUUUUAAAACGUUGACAUCCGCUUCUGGUCAAAAGCAUGACUUUAUUGUUGAUACUGGUAGUGUUGAGCCCAUCAUUCCACCAUCAGAUCUAAACGCAUUCUACCUCAGUGUCGUGAUAGUGCAUAAAGAUGUUACUAUUCGCGGUAAUACUGGACAUUCUGUACCUCUAAUUGGUAGUUGCUCAACCCCUGUGAGUUUACAUAAAGGUACCUCUACCGAUUGUAAAUUUUUGGUUUCAACGUCGGGACCAUCGAUUACCGGACUCAAAAUUCUGCGCUCACUGCAAAAUAGCAUCACCUGA
This is a messenger RNA of Opisthorchis viverrini, 786 nucleotides long. RefSeq lists its product as hypothetical. The coding region runs from base 1 to 786 and encodes 261 amino acids. The transcript has 2 exons. NCBI's taxonomy places the organism in Eukaryota, Metazoa, Platyhelminthes, Trematoda, Opisthorchiida, Opisthorchiidae. The record is from RefSeq and is a predicted model, not a curated record.